AUGGUUUACUCGGCGGUGAAGUAUACGUACGUCUCUCCCCUUGAGGGGUACGAGAAUGCCCCGCCGCUGCCGGACGAGAAGAAUGAGGACGGCAAAAGCUACAAGAAUCCAACGAGUGAUACCCUUAGCAAAGCCUAUCGCGAGUUCCCUGAUCCGCUAGAUAACGGUCGUCGCGGUGGUUUUGAUAUACAUAUUUACUACUUCCAAAACAAUGAAAGCCAGACGCAGCAUGCAAAGGACCUUUGGGAGCGAAUCCGACGAGAGUUUCCUGAGCUAAGGAUAUACCGCCUCUGGGAUAAGCCGAUAGGUCCUCACCCGGUGGCAAUGUUUGAGGUUAAUCUCUUCUCGCCAGCCCAGUUCGGCGCCUUCAUCCCUUGGCUUGCUAUCUACAGGGGUCCAUUGUCGGUGUUGAUCCAUCCCAACACAGUUGAGAACGAAGAAGGGGCUGAGCGCCGAAAUCAUUCCCAGAGAGCUAUUUGGAUGGGCGAAAGGCUACCCCUAGAUUUGGAUAGAUUCUGA
Daldinia childiae is the source of this 519-nucleotide messenger RNA. Its product is annotated as putative 21.2 kDa protein. Lineage: Eukaryota; Fungi; Ascomycota; Sordariomycetes; Xylariales; Hypoxylaceae. The record is from RefSeq and is a predicted model, not a curated record. The transcript has 3 exons. The coding region runs from base 1 to 519 and encodes 172 amino acids.